CACAGGAAGCCGCGUUAGAGUCAACUAAUGUGAAACAGACCUCAGGACAGAGAGUACCUGCUCACAGUGAACAGAUCUGCACACAGGAUGGUCGCAACCGCUCACAUCGUGGGGACGCUGAUCCUGCUUUCUUUUAUCAGACCAGGUGUAGAUGGAGAAGAUGAUCUGAUAUUUACACAGGGGGGUUAUGAAAUCACAUUUCCCUGUGAAGAGGACAUUGAUGUGGUCUGCUUUCAUAUGUGGAAGCUCAGCGGAAGCCAAAGUCAGGACAUUGGCAUCGUCAGUAAUGGAGAGAUCGAGAGUUUCAAAUCAGUUGACAACAGCUGCACUCUACGAAUGGAACAUCUCACAACAGAGGAUGUCGGACGCCAUCGCUGCCAUGAAAGGUCAAAUGGCCUCUCUACUAAGACCUUGAUCUCUGCCCCGGAGUUAAAACUCCUGCCCGGCAAAACAGUGUCGCUGCAGUGUGUGUUACUCUCCUUCUUGGAGAAUGCACAUUGCCUCAACGGUCUUGAUCAGUUGAUCAGCCUGACGUGGGUGGACGAAGCCGACGCUGAGAUACAAGACGACGCCCAGCAUCAGAUAACUCAUCGGCCCCAUUGUGAUGUAACUCUGACUGUCGCCUUUCAAAGUCCCAAGAGCUUGAAGUUCAGGUGUCGGGCGACUGUGAAUGGACGGGUCCAGACUUCAGAGGAGCUGUUGGUCAGAGCUCCAGCUCCGAAAGGGAAGGGAAGAGGCCUGGUCAUAGACCUGGAUUCUGAAACUCAAGGUAGUAACCACGACACUAUCGGGGCGGCCGUGGGAGUGGCAGGCUUUGUGGUUUUGGCCGUGGUGGUUGCAGUGUUUGUUCUGAACAGAAGAAGAACAAACAACCAGCUGCCUGACGAGCCCUUUUCAGACGUGAACAGUACAGUCGUCAUGGAUACAGACGAUGUCAUCUACGCUGACAUUAUUCUCCCCGGCGGCUCUGACAGAGUGUGGGUCCCUGACGUGGAGCCCACUGAAUACUCCUGUGUCCAAUACAAAUAGUCUUCUGUCCAAUAUAUAAAUAUAUAUAUAAGUUACAGUGUAUAUUUUCUUUGUUUGUGAGCUCCACUUGUGCCACUGCCGUACAUCCCAAUAUUUUGAAACACUCCACAUCAGAUCAUUGUACUGUUACUGUAGCCAACACAUUAGUCGAUGAGGGAUUUAGCUAUUUACUUUGAUGAUUCAGUGGUGAGAUAUGAAAAGAUGUGAGAGGUAUUUAAACAAUCUACCUCAAUGCAUUUACUUAUGUUUUUUAGAAAUGACCCGCUUUUAAACAGCAGGUGAACCGUUUGUGUACAAUUACGUAUAAAUCGGUAAAUCAAGA
Messenger RNA from Platichthys flesus (European flounder), 1351 nucleotides. RefSeq lists its product as uncharacterized. The transcript is spliced from 7 exons. NCBI's taxonomy places the organism in Eukaryota, Metazoa, Chordata, Actinopteri, Pleuronectiformes, Pleuronectidae. The record is from RefSeq and is a predicted model, not a curated record. The coding region runs from base 88 to 1029 and encodes 313 amino acids.